Cannabis sativa is the source of this 1815-nucleotide messenger RNA. RefSeq lists its product as uncharacterized. The transcript has a single exon. The record is from RefSeq and is a predicted model, not a curated record. Lineage: Eukaryota; Viridiplantae; Streptophyta; Magnoliopsida; Rosales; Cannabaceae. Bases 854 to 1558 code for a protein of 234 amino acids.
AAAAAAAAUAGAAAAAAAAAAGAAAAAAAAGGAGAUUCCCAUUUGGUAAGGGCACAACAAAGUAUUAAAAAGUCAAAUGAAAUUACGCGUGAUUAAAUUAUAAAUUUAUAAAUCAGAACUCCAAGCAAGUGAUUCUUCUCUAAAAAUAUUAAAAAAUUCAAGCAACUGAUAAGCUGGGUUUUUGACUUCAUUUAAUCAGAAUAGUACAUAAUUUGUAACCAGUGAAUAUUUUCGUUUUUUUUCGAUAUAUUGUUAGGUGAAUGAUAAGGAAAUUGUGUAAACCUAAGUUAAAAAAAAUAAAUUAUAAUUUUCUUUUUUCUAAAAAUAAACAAUUAAAUACAAUAUAAAAGAAGUCUCCCUUGGGAUUAAGUUAGGGUUUGUUUCUAAUAAAACAAACAUAAAAGAUGAAUAAUUUUGAUGUUUAUCUGUGGCCCAUACCGCCCCCAAGACUUAACCCCUUUUAUAAUAAUUUAUUAUUUUAUAUUUCCGACCAAGCAGCGACCAAUCCCAACAACCCUACUUGAUAAAUUGACGUAUACACUGGGAGUAGUAACCAUAAGAUCAUAACGAAUCAACGGUCUCUGAUCAAGUCACCAAAUGUCCAAACAAAUCUUAUUCAGUAAAAUUUGAGACUACACUAUACGCGUCGCACAUGAUUAUUCCCUCAAUAAGACCCCGACACAUGUCACCAACUCCAAUGUCUUCCUCUCUCUCUCUCUCUCUUCUCAGAAUAUAACCUUCAGUGACUCUUUAAGGUCCAAACUUCUCAGUCACCGUUAGAUCAAAAAUUUAAAACUCUCUCUCUCUUCUCUCUCUCUCUCUCUCUGAGUUCUCUCAAAAAUUUAACUUAGCGAUGAAGAAGCUGUACCGGAAGGGGACGGUUCAUCCGUCACCGCCAAUCAUAUCGGACCACCUGUCCUUUCUACCGGCUGCUAUCCUCACCCUCACGGUGGCUUUGACUCCUGAAGACAGAGAGAUCUUGGCCUAUCUCAUCUCCUGCUCCAACGGCGCCCUAAACUUCUCGUCUGCUCCGAGCCAAAGAAGUAGUAGACCCGCCUCCCAGCACAAGAACACAGUCUUCACAAGCUCCACCUCCGGUAAAGAUCACCCGCCGCAGUUCAACUGCGACUGUUUCAGGUGCUACACGAGUUAUUGGGUGAGGUGGGGAUCGUCUCCGAAUCGGCAACUCAUUCACGAAAUCAUUGACGCGUUCGAGGAUCAGUUGCUGACUCAGAACAAAGGAGGGAAGAUUAGUAAGAAAGAGAGAAGGAACAAGAGAGGUAGUAAUAAUAGUACUACUACGCCUACUCGGGGCAGUGUUCGUGGUUCGGGUACUGAGUUGAAUGGGUCCGAGUUGAGUUCGAGGUCAUCAAAGGAAGAUUUGUGUAUCUCGGAAUCGGUCCAAGGGUUGUGCAGUCGUCGCGAUGAUCACGGUCACAGUCAGGGUCAUGUUGAAGGUGAUGAAAAUGAUGAGGAUGAGUCAAUGGCAUCAGAGAGAGGGUCUGUGAGAAGGUUUGUGAAUUUCAUUGGGGAGAGGAUUUGGGGUGUUUGGGGCUAGACGUACUUUAUAAAACAUAUAUAUAUUUUCCUAAAAUUAAAUGAAGAAAAGGAAAAUUAGUAUAUGAAAACUCAAUGAAGAGAGGUGCGGAUGAGCUUAUAAUUUAGUAAGUUUUUUCUUUCUUUCUUGAUCUUCAACAACAAGGAGGAGUUUUACUUUUUGGCCCCAUUGUAAAUUACCCUUAUGUAAAAAAUGGGUAUUUUUUAUUUCUUUUUUUACAUUUUGAAUUAAUGACUACAAAAACUAAUGUUUCGUUC